AUGCUCUACGACUACAGCACCGUGCUCGCCUGUGCUCCCAUAGUCACUCCCGGCGCUGCCUCGCCCUCGCGCCGCCUCGACCCCGCCGAGGACGAGCACUCGCUGCACAUGCUCUACGACUACAGCACCGUGCUCGCCUGUGCUCCCAUAGUCACUCCCGGCGCUGCCUCGCCCUCGCGCCGCCUCGACCCCGCCGAGGACGAGCACUCGCUGCACAUGCUCUACGACUACAGCACCGUGCUCGCCUGUGCUCCCAUAGUCACUCCCGGCGCUGCCUCGCCCUCGCGCCGCCUCGACCCCGCCGAGGACGAGCACUCGCUGCACAUGCUCUACGACUACAGCACCGUGCUCGCCUGUGCUCCCAUAGUCACUCCCGGCGCUGCCUCGCCCUCGCGCCGCCUCGACCCCGCCGAGGACGAGCACUCGCUGCACAUGCUCUACGACUACAGCACCGUGCUCGCCUGUGCUCCCAUAGUCACUCCCGGCGCUGCCUCGCCCUCGCGCCGCCUCGACCCCGCCGAGGACGAGCACUCGCUGCACAUGCUCUACGACUACAGCACCGUGCUCGCCUGUGCUCCCAUAGUCACUCCCGGCGCUGCCUCGCCCUCGCGCCGCCUCGACCCCGCCGAGGACGAGCACUCGCUGCACAUGCUCUACGACUACAGCACCGUGCUCGCCUGGCUGGACCACCCAGUGAAGCGGUUCAAGACGGAGACACCGCUAUUCCGCGAAGAGCUGGCGCUGGGCGCAGCCCUGGGAGCUGACCUGUACGCCGGGCACGACCACACCAGCAUGGCCGCCAUGCCCGCGCCGAUUGACGUCAAGCAGGAGAAGGUGGACCACGAGGACGUAAAAGAGUACAAGAACCUUUUCACGUCGGACGGACUGUGUCCCACGCUCAAGGACCUGGAGCAAAUCUUCGACAACUCCGACGACGCCAACAGCGGCGAUGAGACGCUGCAAGUACAAACGCCGCCGGACUCCAACAAGUCGGCGGAGGAGUCGCGCUGCGCCGGCGGGCGCUGCGUGCGCGCCGAGGAGCUCAGCAAGAUGUUCCCCACGCCGCCCAGCAUGGAGGCGCACGCGCAGCCCUCGCCCGGCUUCACGCUGCCCGACGACGCGCCCGCGCCGCACCAGCCCGGCGGCAGCCCGCCGCCCGACCCCAUCGAGGACUGGUCGUACGUGUUCAAGCCGCCGACGCUGUACAAGUACGUGGGCUCGUCGAAGUACGCGCCGCUCACACAGCUGCCCAGCCAGCUGCUGCCGCCGCUCACGCUGCCGCCCAAUGCUGUGUACCGCCCGCGCGCCGAGCGCCGCGCCGACGCCGAGCGGGCGGGCGUAAAACGCAGCGCAUCACCAUCAAGCGAGUCGCGGGAAUCGAACCGAGGGCGUCGCGGCUCGGGCAGCGCGACGCCCGCGGCGGCGGGCGCGGCCGGCCCGGGCGUGGCGGCGUCGCCCGCGCCCGCGCCCGUGCCCGCGCCCGCGCCUGAACCCGCGCCCGCGCCCGCUCACGCCGCCUGCCCGCUGCUGGUCAACGUGCUGUUGGCUGAUACAGUGCUCAACGUGUUCCGAGAUCAUAACUUCGAUAGCUGCACGCUGUGCGUCUGCAACGCGGGGCCCAAGGUGGUGGGCAACAUCCGCGGCGCGGACGCGGCCACGUACCUGGCGGGCUGCUCGGGCGUGCCGCGCUGGGACGCGGGCGCGUCGCCCGGCGCCGCCGACGACGAGCCGGCGCGCUGCACGUGCGGCUUCAGCGCCGUCGUCAACCGCCGCCGCGCGCACACCGCCGGCCUCUUCUACGAGGAUGAAAUGGAGAUCACGGGUCUAGCGCCAGAACCGGGAGGGGCGCUCGGGGCGGGCGGCGCGCGCGGGGGCGGGCGGCUGGCGGACGUGGCGGGCGUGGUGGCCAUGCAGUGCGCCGCGCCCGCCGGCGGCGCCGCCUCCGCCCUCGCGCGCGCCGCCCAGCGCGCCGCGCAGCCGCCGCCGCCCGACGAGCUGCGCCUCAACCUGCUCGAGUGA
Molecule: messenger RNA, 2019 nt
Organism: Ostrinia nubilalis (European corn borer)
Lineage: Eukaryota; Metazoa; Arthropoda; Insecta; Lepidoptera; Crambidae
Exons: 14
Coding region: 1-2019 (672 amino acids)
Biological process (GO): positive regulation of transcription by RNA polymerase II
Cellular component (GO): mediator complex
Molecular function (GO): transcription coactivator activity
Source: RefSeq, a predicted model, not a curated record